AGCAGCAGCAGCAGCAGCAGCAGCAGCAGCAGCAGCUCGUGGAGAACCAUGGCCGGCAUUAAAGCCCUGGUGGGUUUAUCCUUCAGCGGAGCCAUCGGUCUGACGUUUCUUAUGUUGGGCUGCGCCUUGGAGGAUUAUGGCGCUUACUGGCCGCUCUUCGUCCUCAUCUCUACACGCUCUCCCCCCAUCCCCCACUUCAUCGCCACGCGGGCAAGCGACGACUCGGACUCCGGCAGCAACGCCUGUCGGGAGCUGGCCUACUUCUUCACCACCGGGAUCGUCGUUUCCGCCUUCGGGUUUCCCGUCAUCCUCGCCCGGGUCGCUGUGGUAGAUAAGUGGGGAGCCUGUGUCUCGUCCUGGGCGGGCACGUGUGAUUUUCUCACCAUCUUGGGCUUUUUCCUCGUGUUUGGUCGAGGAGACGAUUUUAGCUGGGGAACAGUGGUAGCGACUGACGUUGUCGAGAACCUCGCCGACGCAUUGGAUCGAGUCCUUACCGUAUAUAGUCUUCGUGUGCAAAUGUGUAUAGACGUAUACGUUACAGGUGCUUCCGUAGCGUUUUAGUCUCAUGUUGAAUACAUCUUUUUCUUUCUUUG
This is a messenger RNA of Ornithorhynchus anatinus (platypus), 593 nucleotides long. It is a transcript of the gene LEPROT, whose product is annotated as leptin receptor overlapping transcript. The coding region runs from base 49 to 561 and encodes 170 amino acids. Gene Ontology annotation, cellular component: endosome. The transcript is spliced from 5 exons. Gene Ontology annotation, biological process: negative regulation of growth hormone receptor signaling pathway; late endosome to vacuole transport via multivesicular body sorting pathway. Lineage: Eukaryota; Metazoa; Chordata; Mammalia; Monotremata; Ornithorhynchidae. The record is from RefSeq and is a predicted model, not a curated record.